Messenger RNA from Elaeis guineensis (African oil palm), 2630 nucleotides. RefSeq lists its product as uncharacterized. Lineage: Eukaryota; Viridiplantae; Streptophyta; Magnoliopsida; Arecales; Arecaceae. Gene Ontology annotation, molecular function: ubiquitin-protein transferase activity; protein binding. Gene Ontology annotation, cellular component: nucleus. Gene Ontology annotation, biological process: protein ubiquitination; interstrand cross-link repair. The record is from RefSeq and is a predicted model, not a curated record.
CUCUCUCUCGGCUCCGCCGAUGGCGUCGAACAACCCUCUUCCCAGUCCCCCCAGAGUCCAGCCGGAGGAGCGAGGAGAGCGCGCGGAAGACACCGAGGACGAGGACGACGAAGACUACGAACCUUAUCUUGAGGUCCUCGACUCCGACGAGGAGGAGGAGGAGGCCAUGGCGGCAUCCCUUGUACCGGAGGAGGACGAAGCACAUGCGUACAUACCCGAAGCCGCGGCAGUGAUUGCAUCUAUGGCAGAAGAUAGAACCACGGUCGACGAAGUAGCCACGGCAACGUCGACCGAUUUGUUCGAGGUGUCGCUGGAAGUAGUGGAGGUUGGAUCGAGCGUGGAAAGGGCGAGUGGAGGGGGCGAUGGAGGAAAUGAGGGGGAAGAAGAGGAGGAUGAGGGGGAGGAGGAGGGAGGUGAUGGGGUGGAAAAAGAUGGGGGCGGAAGAGGAGAGUGUGGGGAGCGCAUUGAUACGGGGAAGACGAAUGGGAUCGAGGUGGAUCGGUCGAUUUCCCCCAAUUGCCCUAUUUGCUUCGAUAUGUGGACUUCUGAUGGGCCUCACCGAGUCAGUUGUAUUCCUUGUGGACAUGUAUAUGGUAGAUCUUGCUUAGAGAGAUGGCUUGAUCAAUGUGGAAAGAAAACUGGAAAGUGUCCACAAUGUAAUAGGAACUUUAAGCGGAAGGAGAUUAUUAAUGUGUAUGCACCACUUAUUGUUGUACCGAAUGAUGAUCUACGAAAGGAAUUGCAUUCUCUGAGAGAGAAAAAUAAAUUCCUCAAAUUCGAGAAAGCUCAAUUGCUUGAGGAGAUAAGCAAGCAUAAGAAGCGUACAAUGGAUAGAGAGGGUAUUGAGAGACAGAAAAUGGCAUGCCUAGAGCAUUCAUCAUCAGGAGGUGUACCGAGGAGGCUCUUUGAAAAUAUUGAUGUAACAUUGAGUGCUGCUUCAGCACUGACCUCAUCGGAAAACAUCCAUGCCUCUGGAAGUUUUUGUGGUAGUGGACUUCGUCGGUCCAGCUUUGUCUUACAGAAUGAAUUAGCGCUAACUGGUGCUCGAGUAAUGGGAAUAGAUGUUUCUAGACAAAUUUUAAUUGUCUCAGGGACACCUGGAGUAGGAGGAGAGCAUGUUUUAUGUAAGAUUAGCAUGUUAGUUCCGAAUGGAAUUGAUGAAAUCCAUCUUCCUCCUGAUACCAAAGCUAUUAGGGAUCUGUGCUUCCUUCCUAAUGGACUUGCACUUCUUGCAUCACUUGGCAAGAAGUUAUCACUUUUCAGUGUAGCAAGCAACAAUGUUGUCCUCAAAUAUGACCUACCGGGUCCUGCCUGGUCAUGCUCAAGGGAUAUCAACAGUCCAUAUCAUAUUUACGCUGGAUUGCAGAAUGGCAUGCUUUUAGUGUUUGAUGUUCGUCAAACUGCACAACCAAUGAACUCCAUAGAGGGCCUGUCUAGGCAACCAGUUCAUACUGUGCACUCUAUUGGUCUUGAUAAUGGAGCCAAGAGAGUGCUCACUGCUUCAUCAUUAGGUCCCUGUACAUGGGAAAAUGUUGCUGGCAGUGGAAGACCAACUUUGUUACCUGAAAUGGAGAAUCAAGGUGUAUGCAUAUCUCUUGCUUGUGGCAGUUCAUGUAAUGACAUAGUUGCUUCAUUUCGCCCCAAGGUUGAGCUCCCUAGUGAUAGCAUCGCUUCUCAGACCUCACUGUCACCUUCACCCACUCUUUCUAAUUCAGGAAAGUUAGGUUCUCAUGUCCUCAUGAAAAGGGUUGAUGGUUCAUCCUUUCGGAGACAUGAGAUUGGCUAUGGAAAUGUAAGUGAACUUCGGAUGUCAAAAUCUGCCAUCAUAUGCAGAGAUGGCAAGAACCCGUUGUUUGCUUAUGGGGAUGAGUCAACUUAUGGGGUGUGCAUUUGGGAUUUACCUUCUUUCCAAGUCCAUACCCGUCUGAAGCCACAUCAGCACCCAAUUCUUGAUUUGAAGUAUCAACGAAACUCCACAGGCCCUGGAUUUCUUGGCUGCAUAAGUGAGGACAGGUUGCAGUUAUUCACUUGUUAUUGAUCUAUGAUGUCUUAUACUCUUUUUGGUGGCUGAGGCUGUUGCAGGGGUCUCUUCACCACGAGACUACAUGGAAAAGUUUUGCAUAGUCUAAUGUUAUUAUUGCUCAAAUUGUAAGUGGCGCUAUACAAAGUAUAGAGAUUAUACCUGUACAGAGUAUGAGGGAGGGCUAAAUCAUGCAGAGAAUCAACAUAUGUGCAGUAAUAACUGAUGAGAAGGGUAUAAUUAACUUGUCGCUCUAAUGGGACUUUAGCAGCAUGCGUAUUAUCUGGUCCAUGCUGGCUUGUUGUGAUAAUCUUUAUUAUUGUUCGUACCACUUCUCUUUCAUUUUUAGUUCAAAUUUUAAGAAGUGAAGGUGGGUUGUGUUUCUAGUUUGCGUAACAAGAAAAUGGCAACUGUGGCAAUGCAACUGAUGACAAGCUUACUAUUUUUUGGGAACAGAAUCCUAUUUUCAGCUCGGGUUUUGAAAAUCAACACCUUGAUGUGGAAUCAUCUGAAAACCUGGACUUCGUCGUCCAAAACUAGUGGGUGAUAUGAAAGUUUUUGUUGAAAGCAAAAUAAAAGAAAAUUUUGAUAUGCACUUGAAAAAUUUUAU